AUGGCGGCGCUGGUGCUGGUGCUGCUGGCGGCGCUGGGCGGCCGGGCCGUGCUGCCGGGCGGGCGCUGCGCGGCGCCGCUGGCCGACCUGCGCUCGCAGAUCUCGGGCGUGGAGACGCUGCUGGAGGAGUUCCGCCGGCAACUGCAGCAGGAGGAGCCGGGGCCGCCGGCGACGGCGAGCGGCGGCGGGGGCGGCGGGGAGCGGUGCGGCGGCAGCGGCAGCUUCUCCGCCAGGCCCGACUCCAUCAUCCGCACCAAGGACUCCAUCGCGGCCGGCGCCACCUUCCUGCGGGCGCCGGGCGCCGUGUCGGGCUGGCGGCAGUGUCUGGACGCCUGCUGCGCCGAGCCGCGCUGCACGCUGGCCGUGGUGCAGGGGCCCGCCCGCCCUCGGGGCACGGCGGCCGAGCCGGGCUGCUACCUCUUCAACUGCACGCACCGCGGCCGCCCCGUGUGCCGCUUCGCCCCGCACCGUGGGUACAGCUCCUACAGCCGCCGGACGGCCGGCAGCGCCCCGCCGCCGCCGGAAGAAGAAUACGAUGAGCCUCCACAGUGCAAGGCAGGACAAGAUAUUGUGCUACAGUCACCUGUUGACUGGGUGCUUUUGGAUGGCCGAGAAAGUUCAGAUGACCAUGGAAUUGUGCAGUAUGAGUGGACACUGCUGCAGGGUGACUCAUCGGUUGAAAUGCAGGUACCACAACCAGGAACACUGAAACUGUCUCACGUUCAGGAAGGCGGGUAUAUUUUCCAGCUAACUGUGACAGACACUGCAGGUCAGCGGAGCUCUGACAACAUCUCUGUGACCGUUCUGCCCAUGGUUCAUUCCGCAGGAGCCUGUGUUGGGGUUUGCUCUCGCUACCAGUUUAUCUGCGAUGAUGGCUGCUGCAUUGACAUCACUUUUGCUUGUGAUGGUGUGAGACAGUGCCCUGAUGGAUCAGAUGAAACUUUCUGCCAGAAUCUCAGCCCAGGUCGAAAGACAGUGACACAUGCAGCUCUUGGCACUACCCAGCAAAGGACUGUAGGACUGACUGAAAACACAGAUGAAAAUUUCUCUGCAGAAAACACCCUGAAAGCCACUGUCAGAAAUCAACCAGUUCUCUCAGUGGAUGCAGACAUGUCUAACCAAUCGCUUUCUCAGGGACCAAAGAAACAAAUCAGUGGAUUUGUGCCAGAUUGUCAUGGAAAUACAAUCCAGGAAGGAAAACACGAUGCUCUCAAAUCCAGUGAAUGCAAGGCAGAGUAAAAGAAGGUGUUACCUACUGGAGACAGCAUGUGGCACAUUCUAGCUGGCUGCUAGACUUGAUGCUCGAUACAGGAGCUUUCAGCUGACUUCUAAAGAACAGAAGUUUUUCCCAAGAAGUUGCAGGACUGGGGACUUGCUUUGUUUUCUUUUUUACAUUUGUUUUUACUACAGUGGUGGUUACAGUACCAAUAAGGGCAUGUCCCUUCUGCUACUUACCUCUCCAUAAACAGAUUUCAUCUCUCAUAUUCCAAUAAAGAUGUCCAAUAAAGGGACCUUCUUGUCGAGUACCAGCAUAUUUAUCUUUUCUCCAUUUUAAAAGUAGCUGGGCUACGCUGUAAUAUUUUGGACUGUGGGAUAGUUCCUGGUAGCAGGAAUAUGAGCUUUCUGCCUAUGAGGGUCAUACAAGGGAAAAUUUGUCCCAGAAUCCAUUUUCUCUUAAUAGUUUCUCUUUCCAGAUGUCCCUUAACCUGCCAUCUUUACUCCAGUGGCCCUCAUGUUUGUCUCUGACUUGACACAAAGUUUUUAAGGAUUUACACUGAAGUAUGAAAAUAUGAAAAUAUGCAAGUCCAAAUUAAGUACUAUUUAAAAUUUCUACCUGACCUAGCAGAGGAUUUAUUCACAAUAAGGAGAAAAAAAAAACACAACCAAGCAACCAAAACAAAAGCCAAAAAUCAGUCAUUGUUGACAGUGGCUGAAUCUCAUUCUGCAUCCUGCCUUUCCAGUGGGAUUCCUCUACAGCUAGGUGACUCCAGGGGAACACUUAGUCCAACACUAAGAGAUAACUUCCUCAGACACUCAGGGCACAGAGUCUUCUGCAACAGACUCAUGGUUUAAUUUUUGCCCAAACAUUUUCUUCCAAAGUUGGGAGCAGAGGCAGGAAGAGGCAUUUUAUGUCAAUAAAGGAAUCUGUUCUCUCUCUGCAGACAUACCUCCAUAGUAAAGUAACCCAGACUGCAUCUCCUGCAAAGGCCAGCACAGCAUUUCUUCUCCAAAGAGCCCAAGUGUCCUUCUCCAGGGAAGUUCUUAAACCCAGCUGCAUAUUCUGGCACUGCUGCAGGUGCAGAUGAAUACAGCAAACAUACAUUUGCAGCAAAGCUCACUGGAGUGAGCAGUGGGCUGGCUUCUAAGCAGCAACAGCCAGUAGCAAACGUGGUCAUGCAGACAGGUUGAAUUCAUGAGCAGCCUGAAGAUUUGUGCUCCCCAGCAUAGCCAACUCAAGUGUAUAAAUCACAAUAACAGCUUUGCAUUCCCCUGGCACAAGGUCCCUGCCUCUUCCAGGCUGCCCACACCAGCUGUUGUGCAGUGCUGUUCAGGGCUGGGAUUACAACAUCUGGCUGAGUGCCCAAGCCUUAGUCAUGUUUUUACUGUGGAGGCAUCGACAGUGGGAGCUCUAACCUAGAUCUCUAAUUUAGGGUAACUGGAAAGGGCUGUAAAUUGCAAUUUACUAUUAACAGACUAGAAAAUCAAGAGGAAGUGAAAACAAAAUGAAACCCAGUUAACAUGAUUAUGUCAGGCUUCUAAACUUAUGUGGGGAAAUUGCUCUUUGUUUUCUAGUGAUAAUAGAUAAGGUGUUAAGCAGCACUGACUGAUAGUCUCUCCAGUCAUGUAAGAGCAGCCACAAGUCUUAACAAAAUCCUACAAGCUUUAUUGAAGGGAUUCUGUUCUUCUACCAUUCCAAAAUUUUCCCACUAAACUUCUCUCCAUAUUUGCCAAAUGUUUUUACAAGCAGUUGGCUUAAAUAUUCCAUUUACUCAAAUGGCAGGAAACAAAUUUACAAAACAGGCAUUUAGAUCUAGCCUUGCCAUUCAGGCUGUAGCAGCUCUUAAGAAGAGCCAAUAUCUUUUGAGUAUUUUCAAAAUAAAGACAAAUAUUUGUUUAAUUUCAUUCAGGAAAAACAGAAGCAGAAAACAGCUGCUGGUUUUAGUCUAAGUUACAUUCGGUGAUGUUGCACAGAUCUGAUACCAUACAGGUACUUUAAAGCCAGUACAAUUUACACUUAGGAUUCCCUUAAGUCCACUUUACCUGCCAGAACAACAUAAAGAGCCCAAUGAGGCGGAGGCCACAGCUCAUUCCUAAGGCAUCUCCUGCAGGUGAACUUAGUGUUUAUGUACCGCUAUCCAUAAUAGCAAGGCAGUAAAACCAGAGCCGGGGAGGUGGUGUUCUGCCUUAGAGUGGGAACAUCAGCACUGACCUCAUGACAGUAUUGAUAAAACAAUUUAAGCUUUAAUUAACAGUUGUGAGUAUUCGCUGCUGCCACUGACAGGGACACAUUCUGCGGCUCUUCAGAGCUGAUGGUAGUGGGUGGGAGUUACACAGAGUGCACGUUCCAAGCUAAUUGACUUAAACACUUCCUUAACACCCACCACUCUAUGUAAUGCCAAUUACAACAUUUCACAUUCAUGUUUUACAGAUCUUGUAGUAUAGUGUGUUCUGCUGGCUCUGUCACAGUUCUGAAGGCUGCCAGCAAAUGUCUCACAGCACAGUCAAAGUGCCCUUCAAUAUUUAUGUUAUCAGUAAACCCCCAAUAUAGUCAAUACUUUAAAAAUGUAGGCAUAUCACUGAUUUUUGUGAGGGUGUUGGUGGAUUAAGCUGUUAUUCUUGCAUGGUGUCCCCACAGCUAUCGGAGUAGGACUUGAGUGGGAGGGCAGGAGGAGGGAGUCCCAGCUGAGUUACUCUGCUUUUUUAAAGUAGAACUGCCGCCCCAUGCAUUCCUAAGAACACUCCUUGGCAGCAAAGUAUGUGUUGUCUCUUCUUGAGUAGGUAGAAUGCUCUGUAAUAUCUUACCUACCACACAAGCUGCACUGACUCCAUUCUCUUUGAAAUGUUUUCCCCAUGUAUUUUCAUGUCUUCCAAGUACCUAAGUUCUGCAUCUGUAUGUGUCAGGUAACAGGCAAAGUUAAGGUGAUUUGUGCAGCCAACCUAUGUGUUUUCUGCUUUGCGAGUUCCAAGGAUAGAGAUCAAUAUAACAUGAAAUGGCCUCAUUUUCAACUACAAUAUGUAAAGAGCUUAAGCAAAGUUUUAGCUCAGACUAGUCUAUACCUAAUUUUGGAAGUUUGUAAAACAGAAUUGAUAUCCUUCUUUUUUUCAGUGGAAAACGACCCCACUUGGGUUUGGUUGAGAUGAAUUGGGGUUUGGGAUGCAAAACUGAAUUCACAUUUUAGCUUUAGCUUCACAUUAUUUCAAAAAUUCAAGUUAUACAGUUGAAGUCAGAAGUUCUUAAACUACUGUUCUUUUGUUUGAUUUUUUUCCCUAAGUUUAGUACUUUACAUUAUUUAAUUCUAGUGUCCUGUGGAUAAGACUUUCUAAGUCACUGAACAGCCAUAUUCAUUUAUCUUGCUUGACU
Messenger RNA from Neopelma chrysocephalum (saffron-crested tyrant-manakin), 4582 nucleotides. It is a transcript of the gene LRP11, whose product is annotated as LDL receptor related protein 11. The transcript is spliced from 6 exons. NCBI's taxonomy places the organism in Eukaryota, Metazoa, Chordata, Aves, Passeriformes, Pipridae. The record is from RefSeq and is a predicted model, not a curated record. Bases 1 to 1239 code for a protein of 412 amino acids. Gene Ontology annotation, molecular function: protein binding.